CACGGAGCUGGAUCUCAUUGUUUUGAACACUAAAGUUCCGAAGCCGAAUGCAGCUGCUGUUCGAUUCUCCAUGUGUGAAAAUCUGUGUUUAUUACUUCUGGACAUGUUGCGUGUUAGUAGGGAUGACUCUGUGAUAGGAGUUUUUGUUCAUGAAACUUGUGCUUAGCUCGUAUUAUAGCUAUGACAUGUUGGUUAUAUAGGUCAAUGAUGGAUAGACAUACUACAGAACGGCUUGUAGUGGGCAUUAGUCCUCCCACAUUUGAAGUUCUUUCUCUGUGAAUAACAAAUGAAUUUUACUCAUCAAAAGUUGCGUCUCAAUUCACUCAUCGAGCCUAAAUUGUAGAGAGAAGAGCAGUUAUUAAUGGGAAGAAAGAUGUGCAGUUGGAUGCAGGGGAACUGCUGCUUUUGCUCUGUUUUAGGCCAUGCUCAAGAGCAGUGUCCGACAUACCUCGCAUUCGUUUUGCCUGUCUUAUAGCUCCUGGAACGGAAAUUUCCACAUCUCUGCAACCCAUCAAACGCAAAGAGGAUUUGGAUGAAGCAAAGCAUGAAUUUUUGUAGUCAUGACUGAACGAAAGAGAUUCAUCCAAUCUAGUUGCCACGCUCGCGUGUCGUAGAUUGCUCUAUUCGUCAGUGAAGUUGUCGCAAUGGUUGGCUUCUCGGGGAGACCACGUUCGUAGCAGAUGGAGAUUGCUCCAUUUGAGCUUUCGCGAGUUAAUUUGAUCCCCUUGGUGUCGGCCGAGUUGGUGCCGUGACUUUGGAAGGACUUGGAUAUGUUGGGGUUGUGGAGAUCGUCGCUCAGCUCGGCCAAGGCCGCCAGGAGAAUCGCAUCUGCUCUGGGCGUUUCGAGGGUUUGUCACUCCACAAGCGAUUCCGUGGGUUUCAGAGUUCGCUUGCCGAGCAGUGGUGCGAAAUCGGACAUUGCUCGGUCUACUUGGCUGAUGACGAAGCUCGGUAAGGAAGGGAGGAUAGCGGAAGCGCGCAAGGUGUUCGAUGAAAUGGAUGGGAGAGAUGAGAUAGCGUGGACCACUCUGAUAUCCGCUUAUAUCAAGUGUGGGUUGAUCGAAGAGGCGCGCAAGCUGUUUGAUAGGGUAGAUGCCAAGAAAAAUGUGGUGACUUGGACUGCCAUGCUCGGGGGAUAUGUGAAGUUGGGUAGAAUACGUGAAGCGGAGACUUUGUUUGACGAAAUGCCCCAUAGAAAUGCUGUCUCGUGGAACACCAUGAUUGACGGGUAUGCACAAAAUGAUCGAGUUGACGCAGCGUUGAAGUUGUUUGAGAGCAUGCCGGGGAGGAAUGUGGUUUCAUGGAAUACAAUUAUCACUGCUUUGGCACAGCGUGGGAGAAUUGAGGAAGCAAGGGCGCUUUUUUAUCAGAUGCCGAGAAGGGAUGUAAUUUCCUGGACGGCGAUGGUGGCAGGUUUGUCUAAACAUGGGAUGAUUGAUGAGGCAAGGGAGUUGUUUGAUAAAAUGCCGGAACGCAAUGUUGUCUCAUGGAACGCGAUGAUCACUGGUUAUGCACAGAAUAAAAGGUCAAGGGAGGCUCUUAAUUUAUUUGAGAGAAUGCCAGAGAGGGAUGUGCCGUCAUGGAAUACGAUGAUCACAGGGCUUAUUCACAAUGGAGACAUACAGAGGGCCAGGGAUUUGUUCAAUGAGAUGCCCCAGAGGAAUGUUGUCUCUUGGACUACCAUGAUCACUGGGUAUGUUCAGGAUGGGCAAAAUGAAGAAGCACUAAAAAUCUUUUUGAAAAUGAUGGGUGAUGAUGAGAAAAGGCCUAAUCAAGCAACCUUCGUGAGCGUUUUGGGCGCUUGCAGUGAUUCGGCAGGUCUUGGGGAAGGAAAGCAAGUUCACCAGGUAAUUUGCAAAACACCAUACCAUGAUGAUACAUUUGUGGCGUCAGCUCUCAUAAACAUGUACUCAAAAUGUGGGGAGUUAGUCACUGCAAGGAAGAUGUUUAAUGAUGGCUUGUGGAGCCAAAGAGAUUUGAUAUCAUGGAAUUGUAUGAUCGCAGCUUACGCUCAUCAUGGAUGUGGAAGAGAGGCGAUCACUUUGUUCAACCAAAUGAUAGAAUUAGGUUUUAAACCCGAUGACUCCACUUAUGUGGGGUUACUCUCCGCAUGUAGCCAUGCUGGUUUAGUGGAGGAGGGCCUAGAGUGCUUCAGCAGACUUGUGCAGGACAAAUCCGUGCAGCUGAAAGAUGAUCACUUUGCAUGUUUGAUUGAUCUGUGUGGUAGAGCUGGUAGGCUGGAGGAAGCUUUUAAUUGGAUCGAGCAGGUUGUGGACAAGCCAUCUGCAUGUCUUUGGGGAGCCCUUCUAGCAGGAUGCAACUAUCAUGGGAACACAGAAAUUGGCAAGGUGGCUGCGGAGAAGCUUUUCGAGUUGGAACCAGAAAAUGCCGGCACAUAUUUGUUAUUGUCUAACAUAUAUGCAUCAACAGGGAAAUGGAGAGACGCUGCAAGAGUGAGGUCGGAAAUGAGGGAGGAAGGUUUAAAGAAGCAGCCAGGUUGUAGCUGGAUUGAGGUGGGAAAUACGUUUCAUGUGUUUGUCGUUGCCGACAAGUCUCAUGGUCAAAAGGAGCUUAUCUAUUCUCUGCUCCGCGAUCUUCACUUGAAAAUGAGAAUGAAGAGGGCUAGUUCUGUACAAAACGAUAUUGAUGUAGCAGACGAGGACUUUUUGGAAGCAUGAAAGUCUAGAUAUUUGCCCUCUCUGUCCAAUUGCAACUCUUACUUUGUUUGCUCAGGUUUGAAAAAUGGAUGACAUUCCUGUGGU
Messenger RNA from Eucalyptus grandis, 2762 nucleotides. Its product is annotated as pentatricopeptide repeat-containing protein At2g35030, mitochondrial. The transcript has a single exon. The coding region runs from base 771 to 2678 and encodes 635 amino acids. NCBI's taxonomy places the organism in Eukaryota, Viridiplantae, Streptophyta, Magnoliopsida, Myrtales, Myrtaceae. Gene Ontology annotation, biological process: RNA modification. The record is from RefSeq and is a predicted model, not a curated record. Gene Ontology annotation, molecular function: protein binding; RNA binding.